Ostreobium quekettii is the source of this 840-nucleotide messenger RNA. The record is from the annotation of a GenBank genome assembly. Lineage: Eukaryota; Viridiplantae; Chlorophyta; Ulvophyceae; Bryopsidales; Ostreobiaceae.
AUGAAUUUUGGCGCCGGGCGCCCGGAUGAGGCCAAGGCGCCGGCCGUGAAGGCUGACAUCCGAUACAUCAAGUGCGGGGUGUGUGAGCACCUGGUCAGGGAGGCCCUGCGGGGCGUCAAGCGCAUCGCUGCGGAUGUGAAACCCGGUAAGAAGGUUGAAGAAAGUGAGAUCAUGGACAUGUUGGACAAUCUGUGCGACCCAGAUGCUGCAGGGGCAGAGGGCGAAUGGAUAGCCAGAACAGACUUGGUGGAAGACAAUGAAAGGCUGUUGCUAGUGGACAUGCCACAGGUCGGCGAAUGUGGGACAGAGUGUCGGACAGUUGCCCGGGCCUGUGUUGACAUGCUGGAUGACUUUGAUGUGGACCUCGCUGAAGCGCUGUUCAAAGGUGAAAAGAAACGUGCAGCGCUGACAGACGAGUUCUGCCGGCAGUCAGGAAGACCUUGCUCCAAGAAACCUCCACCGCUGCCCCAGACCCGGCCCAGAGGUCCUGGGUUUAAGGCGCUUACUGAGGAGGAGAUCAGAAUGAAGAAAAUGAUGCGAGAGAUGAGUGACAUGGGACUCGGUGGCCAGGUGUUCGACCGUGACAGUGCCAUGCAGCAACUGGAAACAUACAGAAGCAUGCUUGGGGAUGCUGAGGGACAUGCGCAGGGCGACGAUCUAGGCGGUUUGGGGGCCUUUGGAGGAUUGGAUGUCGUGGAGGAGGCCCGUCGCGCGGUCAAAAGGGCUGCGACCGCCAUUCGACGCGGCUGGCAAUGGGCAGCGACGGUAGCAAGCGAGUUUUGGGAGGGACUGAGGGGCGGGACGGGAGGCAAGCAGUCCGUCAGCCAGGAGGAAUUGUGA